This is a messenger RNA of Rhopalosiphum maidis (corn leaf aphid), 2145 nucleotides long. Its product is annotated as nucleoporin GLE1-like. Gene Ontology annotation, molecular function: phospholipid binding; translation initiation factor binding; inositol hexakisphosphate binding. NCBI's taxonomy places the organism in Eukaryota, Metazoa, Arthropoda, Insecta, Hemiptera, Aphididae. Gene Ontology annotation, cellular component: nuclear pore cytoplasmic filaments; cytoplasm; nuclear pore. The coding region runs from base 251 to 2053 and encodes 600 amino acids. Gene Ontology annotation, biological process: regulation of translational termination; poly(A)+ mRNA export from nucleus; regulation of translational initiation. The record is from RefSeq and is a predicted model, not a curated record. The transcript has a single exon.
ACAACGGGUUUUUAUGAGUGUAAAAUAUGGGGGUAUGAGAUAGAUAGUUACCGUAUAGUGUAUACUUUAGAUUAAGAUUUUCACCUUUUCAGUUAAUAUCAAACACGACAUAAGUGUGCAUGGUGCGCGUUUUAAUAAUUUUAUGUUCUAAAUAUUACGCUGGAAUUUCGUCUAAAAACCACGUGAGUACAAUAACACCAUCGAGUACUUUUUUUUUUUUUAACCGUACACAUUCGUUUCCUAUGAAGUAAUGGCUCCAAACGCAUCACCAUUCUUUAGAUUUAAUAUGGACAAUCAUGCUGUCCAUAUUCAAAAUAAUGUCUGCCAUAAUUUUAAUUACAAUAAUAAUACUAGUUCAAUAUUGAUGUUCAGAAAUCGUUUGAAAUCCAUAAGAGAACAGUUUGUGGCAGUCAACAGCCAUUAUUUAAGGGAAAACAUCAUAGAAUCAUUCAGUCAUUUUUCGCCUUCAGCUUUUGUUAGGAAGGAAAAAACUGAAAAUUCAUGGUUGAGUGAUAUGCGAUCCGUUUCAUGUAUGCGUUUGGAUUUUAUACGCAAAAUGACAAUUAAGCAAACAAUGAGAGAAAAAUUGGAGUUGUGGCAACAAAAAAAAGAUGAAAUGUCACAAAUUAGAAAAUUUGACAUUUCAUUCACAUCAAAAUUUCAACGUGAUGAAAUUUUAGUUAAAAAAGAAAAUUACAAAAUUAUUUUUGAUCAAAUUAAAAAACGUGCACUUAUUGCAGACGAACAGCCGAUUUUCAUUGAUCACCAACAACGUAGUAGAGAAAUUUGCUUUAAAGCUGUCUUGACAAAAGCGGUUUUAAUUGCUAAUAUUUUGAACAGUUAUUUCAACAACCAACAGUUAGUAUUAAAUGUUGGCAAACAAAUCGAGGAUUUUUAUUCAAUGGAGUCAAGGUUAGAUGUCUUAAAAAAUAUUAAAGUUGUCGAAGAAGCCCCAUUAAUUGCCGCACAAAGCUUGUUGAAGGACCUAACAUUAUAUAAAAAUAAUGUAGUUAUGCCAAUUCAAGCAGAAAUAGAAACAUUACAGGCACAAAUGGAUAAAAAAAAGAAUCUGUUGCAUAUAUUUUCUGUUAAUAAGCCUGCUGAAAAAAUGAUAAAAAAUGUCAGACGACAAUAUGUUGCUUUAGUAAAAAAUAAUAAAGUAUUAAUUAACAACUUGACUAAUGUAAAAAAAUUACCAUUUGCAAAUGAUCCAACUACUAAAAUAUUUAGACAAAAUGUAAUUAAAGUAAUUAAUACAUUAGUUAACACCAUAUCAACCACAAAUGUUGCACAUUUAACUGAUAAAUAUAAUAAGUUAAACGCACUAUUGAGUGGAAAACUUGUUUGCGUUGCAAACACUCAAGUUAUGAUUGGUGAAAACAAGGAAGCAUUGGCAUUUUGUAUGGAAACUUUAGCUACAAAAAUAGUAAAUUAUGCAGAGGAAGUAAUAUGUGUGAAGACUCAAGCUGCUUAUGAAAUUGCAACAAUUAUAACUAAGCUUUGGAAUGCUCAUCAACAAUUUGGUAAAAUUCUUUUUGCUGAAAUGAAACAAAAAUGUCCUUUGCUAGUUCCAUUUUACUAUCCCAUAGCAAAACAUUUAAAUUGUGGGCAGAUAGAUCAUGAAUCAUUUGGUUACAAGUUUGAUUCUUCAGGAAAUGUUGAAUCUGACAACAAGUAUCUACAGCGUAUGACCGGUAUCAUUCGACUUUAUGCAUCUCUAAUAGUAACCUCAUCGAAAUGUGACCAACCGGUAAUUGGUCUAAGUCAUGCAUGGAUUUUUGUAGCUGGAACAUUAAAUCAAAACCCAGUUGCAGAUAUCACAGCUUCUAUAUUGGUUGAAUUUUUAAAAAUUGUUGGUUUUACAAUGCACCAAGGGUAUGGAAAUCAAUUUAUUAAAUUAUUACAAUAUAUUAAUACACACUUUUUAAAAAAAAUCAUAUUGGUUACACCUGAAGGUAAUGGAGGACCUAUUACUCGUUUAAAUAGCUUCUUGUCGAGAAGUCUAUGUACUGGGUCCAUUGAAGAACCUAAAGGUAUACUAUUUGAUUUUUAAAAUUUUUUAUUUUGUAUUUAGCAUAAAUUAUUUUAUUGAUAACUUUUACAAUUAUUUUAUUUAUUAAAAAAAAAAAAAUAUGAUAAAAAAAA